Molecule: messenger RNA, 1107 nt
Organism: Helianthus annuus (common sunflower)
Lineage: Eukaryota; Viridiplantae; Streptophyta; Magnoliopsida; Asterales; Asteraceae
Product: RWD domain-containing protein 1
Exons: 12
Coding region: 170-919 (249 amino acids)
Biological process (GO): cytoplasmic translation
Molecular function (GO): protein binding
Source: RefSeq, a predicted model, not a curated record
UUGAUCAAAACGGUCACACGAUAACUUCGGUGCGGGUGACCACACGCUAACAACACUAGCAUCAUACCGGUAACUUCAUGAAUAUAUUCGCGUAUAUAUUUCAAUUUUCAACACCGAUCGCCACUGAAAAAAGUUACCAGAGAUUAUCUAUCUGAAGCAUUACGCAAAUAUGACAGAUUAUGUGCAGGAGCAAGAGAUGGAAAUUGAAGCUUUAAAGGCCAUAUUAAUGGAUGAGUUUGAAGAAAUUCAUCCUAGCGAAAGUGGAUUAAACACUUCAAAUCGAUGUUUUCAAAUUAAGAUAUCUCUUCAGGAUGAUGAGACUGAGCCGAACGAUACAGUUCAAUUGGGAUUAGUUUUCUCACAUACACACAAAUAUCCAGAUGAAAUUCCACUUCUGAAUUUGAAAAGUAUAAAAGGAAUCUCAGCAUCAGAUCUCACAGUUUUGAAAGAAAAGCUCGAACAAGAGGCGUCUGAGAAUCUCGGAAUGGCUAUGAUUUACUCACUAGUUACCUCAUCUAAGGAGUGGGUUACCGAAAGAUUUGCUCAUGACACUGGCGAUUACGAUAUCCUAGAGGAAACAGCAAAUAAAGAUGAAAUAAUUGUGCCACAUGGAGAACCUGUCACCGUUGAGACGUUUUUGGCGUGGAGAGAAAAAUUUGAAGCAGAAUUAGCCCUUGAGAGAGCCAAGCUGUUGCCGGAAUCAGCACUUGUAACAACCAAAGAAAAGAAACUCACCGGCAAACAAUGGUUUGAAAGCGGAAGAGCGUCAAAACGUGCAGCACCGAUCAUUGAAGGAUCUAACGAUGAAGAUGAAGACAUUGAUUUCGAUGAUGAUGAUGAUAAUUCAGAAGUUGAUGAGGAAGACAUGCUUGAUCACUAUUUAGCUGAGAAAUUAGACCCGUCUAAUCAAGGUCGUUAAGAUCGAGUUCACAGCUACAAUCACUUGAACAAAACUGGCACUUUGCCGUCUGGAGCCAUCAGAUCACGGUUGUCAAAACCUGUACCUAGUUUGCGAGAAGGCAUAUCUCUGUUUGUGUAUAAAUUCCAGGCUGUAAUCGGUGUGCUGAGACUCUUGGAUGCAGAUUAUACCAAUUAAUGGUUCAUGUU